Messenger RNA from Ziziphus jujuba (common jujube), 338 nucleotides. RefSeq names its product heavy metal-associated isoprenylated plant protein 47. The record is from RefSeq and is a predicted model, not a curated record. Lineage: Eukaryota; Viridiplantae; Streptophyta; Magnoliopsida; Rosales; Rhamnaceae. Bases 76 to 315 code for a protein of 79 amino acids. The transcript is spliced from 2 exons.
AUUCUUGUUCUUCAUCAUCAAUAUUUCUAUAGAAUUAAUAUUCAAUUGUAUAUACCAACAAAAGACACAUUAGUCAUGCAGCAAAAGGUAGUCAUUGAGCUGAAGAUAAAAUGCAGCAAAUGUCGAUCCAAGGCUUUGAAGAUAGUCGCUGUUCAAAACGGUAUUACUAAGUUUGGUUUCGAGCCCGAAAACAGAAACCGAAUGGUGAUAAUUGGAGAUGGAAUUAUUGAUGCAGCUGGGUUGGCCUUAUCUUUGAGGAAGAAGCUUGGCUAUGCUGACUUGGUCAGUGUAGAAGAAGUGGAGGAAGAAAGUUGACAUGAAAAAACUUAUGGCUCAUU